AUGGUUCACCUGCCCUCCGUCGCUGCGGGCCUCGCUCUCGCCGCCUCAGCAGCAGCUCAAAAGCUCAACACCUGGCCCCAAUACAACCACGGCGGUUGGUACAACCAAACCGAUGGCGAUGUGACUACAUUCGGAUCCCCCGAGAUCACCCCGGGCGGCAGAGCAAGAUUCUCCUUCCUCUUCAACCGUGUCGACCCUCCUUACGCCGGCUUCUACGUUCAGUCAUCUGGCGACUAUAUCACCGACUACACUGUAAUCGGCUACGGUUGGGGCAGGCCGGUGACCAAGGGCCGUGUCUGUGGGGCCAAGGGCAACUUCACUUUCGUACCCCUGACCGGCCUCAACGGCGAGCCGCCCGUCAGUGGGGCCGAUACGCUGUUUCUCGAGGUCACGGCCGCCAAGAAUGGUGCAACCAAGGCCACUAUCAACGAAGUCUGGCCCGUUUGGGUUGGGGAUGAGAUCUUCCACCCGAACAACACCUCGCCGUGUCCGCCUGAGUCUAAGAGGGUUAGACGUUCUGCUUGA
Messenger RNA from Colletotrichum higginsianum IMI 349063, 525 nucleotides. RefSeq lists its product as uncharacterized. Bases 1 to 525 code for a protein of 174 amino acids. The transcript has a single exon. The record is from RefSeq and is a predicted model, not a curated record. NCBI's taxonomy places the organism in Eukaryota, Fungi, Ascomycota, Sordariomycetes, Glomerellales, Glomerellaceae.